CCCAGUCCCACACACGUUUAUCAGAGUGUUGUUGGAGCCUAGGUACAAGUUCCACUCAUGUAAUUCCAGCUGUUUGUGCGAGAUUGCACACAUGCAUUAAUGAGGCUAAAUAGAAGUGACUUUGCGCAAGGCUGAAUUCAUUCUCUAAGGUCCUGACAUCCAUAAAACUGCCAUUAAGUGUGGAUAAAAGCAGGAGCUCUUCUCGCCACACUUUUAUUGCAUGACUGACUGGGGAGAACUUUCAACGUACAAAGUGACUCACAAAAAGCAUUUUCUCUAUUUCUGCCUUGUUGCCUGAUCAAUUCAAUCACAGAAUAUGGCAACCAACAAACCAAUGCUUAUACAGAACAGCACAGCAUUAUGACUGGAUACACACAUUUUUGUUAACAUGGUUGGUGGAACAUUCAUGGAUUGAAUCAUCUGUCAUGAUGUCUACCAUAAAAAACUGGACAACCAAUAUAUCUGUGGAAAACUCUAUGUCUUACAUAGAAAAUGAUUUGUCGCUACCAACGGAAGCUGUGCUGUCUAGGACUGGACACACAGUCGUGGCAAUAUUCCUUGGAUUCAUACUUAUAUUUGGUUUUCUCAAUAAUUUUGUAGUGCUUAUACUUUUCUGCAAGUUCAAAACUCUGAGGACGCCAGUUAAUAUGAUGCUUUUGAACAUAAGUGCUAGUGACAUGCUGGUCUGUGUGUCUGGUACAACUCUCAGUUUUACAUCCAGUAUUAAAGGCAAAUGGAUCGGUGGAGAAUAUGGCUGCCAGUGGUAUGGCUUUGUCAACUCCUGCUUUGGAAUUGUUUCACUUAUCUCACUGGCUAUCCUCUCCUAUGAGCGUUACAGCACCCUAACCUUGUACAACAAAGGUGGUCCUAAUUUUAAGAAAGCACUGCUUGCUGUGGCUAGUUCCUGGCUAUAUUCCUUAGUCUGGACAGUGCCACCCCUUCUUGGAUGGAGCAGUUAUGGAAGGGAAGGAGCUGGAACAAGCUGUUCAGUACGCUGGACCUCAGAAUCUGUUGAGUCCGUUUCCUACAUCAUUUGUCUUUUCAUUUUCUGCCUGGCAUUGCCUGUGUUUGUAAUGUUAUACUGCUAUGGAAGACUUCUGUAUGCUGUAAAGCAGGUUGGAAAGAUCAGAAAGAUUGCUGCCCGUAAAAGAGAAUACCAUGUCCUGUUCAUGGUGAUCACAACAGUUAUCUGCUACUUACUUUGCUGGUUGCCAUAUGGAGUGGUGGCCUUGCUUGCUACAUUCGGAAGGCCAGGGGUGAUAUCUCCUGUUGCAAGUGUUGUCCCAUCAAUUUUGGCCAAGAGCAGUACUGUUUUCAACCCCAUUAUUUAUAUACUUAUGAAUAAGCAGUUCUACAAAUGCUUUCUUAUACUUUUUCACUGUCAUCCUACAUCAUCAGCUGAUGGGAAAUCUAUAUGUCAGUCGAAUUAUACAGUCAUCCAACUGAACCAAAAACUUAACAAUAUAGUGGCAAUCCCUGGACAGACUCAGAUACCUGAAAGUGUGGACAAGAUGCCUUGCAUUCAUAGACAAAACAACGAGUCACCAUCUGAUCAAAUGCCACAAUCUACAACAGAACAUUUAAUUUCAGGAACUUAAUAUAUUAUUGGAAUUAUUUGUUCUGCCUUCACAGCAGUUUAUGAGUAUAAGAAAACAAGAGGAGGCGGGAGUGUUCCUCACGCAGUUCAAACCAACAAAACGCACAGGGAAUGUAUCACCAGAAAUCUUUCACAAAUCUUCUAGCCUUCACAGGUAUCUGAAGAGACCAGCACUAAACACACAUUCCCUACCCUUUGAUAAAUGAAAUCAGAUGAGACGUGUUCCUAUAGGCACCCUGAUUGACAUAUGCCUGGAGUUUACAAAGGAGAAAAUGUACAAGGUGCAACACUUUGUGUUGACUGGUUCUUUUAUUUCAGGCACAAACAUAAUAUCACAAUCAGAGAUAGUUUGCAUUUAGAUGUAGAAAGCAGUUGUAAUUCAAGGCUUUUCCAUUUGGUGGUGUAUAAAGAAAGAUCUGUAUUUCAAACAGUGCACUGAUAUCUCAGGACACUUUCUGAGGAACACUAGCUUUCUAAUGAUAAUCUCCUUGUAAGCUGUAUAAACCCCUGUAUCUGUUUUGCAAAAUCUCACCUCUUUUUAUCUGGAGUGUCUAAAGAAGCAAUGAAUUGCACAGUAUUAUAGUUUUCUAACUAUGUAGAAGACAACAUUAAGGCACUGGAUUUAUGUAAAGUAACAGAACAGAAAUAUGAGAGACAUGAAAGGCCCUAAACUUUCCUGAUGUGUGUGUUGGUCUGAACUAGAAAAUAACACAUGCUUAAAAAUUACAGGAGCAGUGGACUUUCUAACCUAAACAGAUAUCUACAAUAUAAUAUACUAAUUAUAUCAAGAUAAUCCCACUUGCCUGUGGCAAAAUGAAUAGGAAACACAACUGAUAAAGAUGAAGCAAUGCUUGCUUUGAGGACUUUAUCUUCAAAUUCCAUACACACGACAGUAACUGAACUAACACUAAACGUCUGGAGCCAAAUGUACAAAAGUAACAGCUAGGUGUAGCCGUACAUAACCGACGCAGAGUGCUUGAAAAUGCUCCCACCAUGUGUUUGGUUAAUGAUCCAACCCACGUGUUAAACUUGUUGGGGUAUUACACUUAUGGUAAAUGUGACAAUUCUCAGGCUUUCUUUCCCAAGAUAAAAUGCAGAAGAACUGUUACACAACCUUA
Messenger RNA from Xenopus tropicalis (tropical clawed frog), 2715 nucleotides. It is a transcript of the gene tmtopn2, whose product is annotated as multiple tissue opsin 2. The coding region runs from base 426 to 1598 and encodes 390 amino acids. The transcript has 5 exons. The record is from RefSeq and is a predicted model, not a curated record. Gene Ontology annotation, biological process: detection of visible light; G protein-coupled receptor signaling pathway; visual perception. Gene Ontology annotation, cellular component: membrane. Lineage: Eukaryota; Metazoa; Chordata; Amphibia; Anura; Pipidae. Gene Ontology annotation, molecular function: G protein-coupled receptor activity.